Molecule: messenger RNA, 1407 nt
Organism: Panonychus citri (citrus red mite)
Lineage: Eukaryota; Metazoa; Arthropoda; Arachnida; Trombidiformes; Tetranychidae
Exons: 1
Coding region: 217-1134 (305 amino acids)
Source: RefSeq, a predicted model, not a curated record
GUUGAUUCGGUUAAAGACAAAAGAUGCUAGUGAUUUUCUUUCACUUUUGAAUCUUCAUCAUCAUCGAGUUAAUUAUCUUUUUAAAAUCAUCGAUUUUCAUUAUUGUGAAUUGAUCCAAUUGAAUUUUAUCCAUUUAUCAUCAUCAUCUUUUCUGUUUCCAAUUAAUUAACUGGUGAAAAAAUAUUCUUCUGGUUAAGGAGAAACAAUUAGUUAAACAUGACAUCGAUUUGGGAAAUGAGUGAUGAAGAUUUUGUGAAAGUAAAAUCGAUUCGUGAUUCAUUUGACAAGGAAUAUCAGGAAAAUUGUGAUUUGUACGAAAAAGAUGAUUACACCAGAGUGAUGGAGAAUGAUUAUCUUGUCUGGAGAUAUUUAGAUGAGAAGGAUGGAAAAGCAGAUGAAGCAAUUAAGAUGUUGGUUCGAUCAAUGAGAUGGAGAAAACAAGUUGGUGUCAAUUCGAUCAAAGAGACUGAUUUUCCAAAGGAAUUCUUUCGAAUUGGUGCCAAUCAUAUGUACGUUAAAGAUAAAAAAGGUAUGAUCACCUAUUAUUCUCGACUUUGUGUUCCACCGGUGCCCAAAGAGUUUAUGCCUCUCAUGACACGUCUUUGUAUCUUUGGUUUGGAGAUGAUUGAUCGGAUCGCACUUUCAACACGAAUGAAGUUCGGUUUGAUUUAUGAUUGUCGUAAUCCGGCCGUGACUGCCAUGGAUAUGUCUUCAUUAAGAGAAACCAUGUCAUUCAUCCAGGGUAAUUAUCCAUCGUCCGUUGGUUAUGUGGCCUAUUAUGAGAUGCCAGUGGUUCUCAAGGCUGUUUACCGAAUGGUUAGAACCUUUACUCCUCCCAAGAUUCGAGAAUUGGUCAUUUUUGUCAAUCGAAACAAUAUCGAUGAUCUUAUUGGGUUAGAAAAUGUUCCCGAAUAUAUGAAUGGAACUUGUGAUGUCCCUUAUUUCGCGGAUAUGGACCAAUGUCCAUCCUUGGAGGAAGUAGCUGCCAGAGAAGGAAUUGAUCAGGAGGCGGUUAACGAAUUUUACCAUGUUUAUGCUGAAUAUUUGGACGAAUACCAAAGGAAACGCGAUGAAAGAGAAAAGGCUGAAGCAGAUGAACUCGCUGAUCCACAAUCGGCAUCAACCUAUUUAUAAGAACGGAAAAAGAAUUUCAAAUCAGCUGUUGCUCUAAUCCAUUUGGUAUCAAUUAACAAACACUCUUAAAGGGAUUUAUAAGCCAUUAAUCUCUUGUUCUUCUUAUACAUCAUUACACAAACAGAAAAUCAAUUUUUUCCUUUUACUUGUUUCUUUCUUUUUCUAUCUCUCUUUCGACUAAUUAACUAGUCAGUAGAAAAGUACUUAAGCUAAACAUGUUGAAAAUUAACCAAAAUUAACAAUUAAUAAAAAAAGACAAAAAUAAACAUUAAA